Molecule: messenger RNA, 929 nt
Organism: Panicum virgatum (switchgrass)
Lineage: Eukaryota; Viridiplantae; Streptophyta; Magnoliopsida; Poales; Poaceae
Product: zein-alpha PMS1-like
Exons: 1
Coding region: 65-826 (253 amino acids)
Molecular function (GO): nutrient reservoir activity
Source: RefSeq, a predicted model, not a curated record
AUACCUUCGGGAUUAACUAGCAACUUAUUACAAAGUGAGACACAUCAACAACCUUUUCGUAGCAAUGGCGGCUAAGAUGUUUGCCCUCUUUGCUCUCCUUGCCCUCUCAAUGAGGGUUGCUACUGCAUUCACUGUUCCACAAUCCUUUCAACCUAUCUCACCUGCUAUUCCACUACUUUUCCCACCAACAUUAGCUGCGGCAGCUGCACACCCAUGCGCACAGCACAUUGCACUGCAGCAGGCACUCACGUCAGGCAUCUCCAUCUCUUCGGCCAUUACCAUUCAACAGCGGUUGGCCUCCCUGCAGCAGCAGUGCCUGGCACAACUAGCAAUCCAGAGCAUCACAACAGUACAACAGCAACAGAUAUUUAACCAAGUGGCCAACCCUGCCGCCUACUUGCAACAGCAACAGUCGCUACCGUACUUGUUCAACCAGCUCGCUGCGAACCCUGCUGCCUUUUGGCAAACACAACAACUACUACCAAGCUUGUUGAACCAAAUCAAUGUGGCGAACCCUUCUGCCUUUUUCCAGCAACAACAACAGUUGCCAUACUUGUUGAACCAGCUUGCUGCUGUAAACCCUGCUGCCUUUUGGCAGAUACAGCAGCUGCUACCAAGCUUGUUGAGCCAGAUCGCUGUGACGAGCCCUACUGUCUUUUUCCAGCAACAGCAGCAGUUACCGUACUUGUUUAACCAGCUUGCUACCGUGAACCCUGCUGCCUUCUGGCAGGAACAACAGCUGGUGCUAAACCUAUUCAACCAACUAGCAGCAACGAGCCCUGCAGCUUACUUCCAGCAAGCCCUCGUUCGUGGCGCCAUCUUCUAAACAGUCCAUGAGUUGUAAUAGGUCAAUAAAAGGUCACAUGAGAGCAUAUGUGAUUGAUAAGAAAUAAGCAAAGUAUUAUUAAGGCAUUGCCAUUUUAUUUUUA